UGGCGGUAUGGUCGUGAAUGACGAACGAAAAUGUCGCCGACACCCGCCUCAUGGCGACAUACAAGAAGUCCAAGUUCUUCUAUGAACUGGACAAGAUCUGCGCUGUUCCCAAGCCAUCUGGGGAGUGUGCGGUGGACCCGUUUGAUGAGAUGCUUGCGAAUACACCACACUUUGCAUCCAUCCAUGCUUUUGUGGAAGAGUCCCAGCGCGAGGAGGAGGACCUCGUCGAACAGAUUGGCAUCGAAGAGCCCCAUCCAUCAGAUGCACCCGAGUUCUCUUCUCCCCAGACCCAAACGCUGCUUCUGCCUGUCACACAGACUCAAAUUGUGGCCGACAUCGUCCCUGAAACAAUGCUUGAUCGUACUUCAUCUGCGUUGGUCGAUGGGAAAUCGACCUCGAACGACAAGGUUGCCUCCGACAUGAUGGAGAUCGUACCUGAAACCAAACCAAGCGAAGGCGAAGCCGCACUAGCUCUUCCCCACUCCAUUCCUGUUGCAAUUUCCCCGACCACCGUAUUGGAACCCCAUGCGUCGCCACCAAGUGCCCACAACGACGACACUUCCACUUCGUUGGACGAAUCCUCGAUCGUGCCAUCCAUCUCGUUCCAUGUCGACGACAGCCGGGACUUUGUCGGAGACGCGUCCAGCUUGUACGUGAACGACAGCUUGGCCGCGUUUCCCCCACUUCCACCCACUCCAACUGACGAUCCGCCCACCCCACCGACCCAGCAGGCCGUCACCACCACCACCUUCCUUCGUCCUCGCAGCCGUACGAUUCCUGUCGCUUCCGCCGCCGACUAUUACGACACUGACCACAUGGCCGAGAUCAUUCCAUGUUGGCUACUCGGGCCCCGUUGCCAGCUCCACGACCCGCACCUCCCGCACCCCCAGCUUCUCUUUUACAUCCAAGCGCUGGAUAUGUUUCUGCAUGCAUCCUCCACUCCUUCCUUGUCGUAUCUCCGCACGGCGGUUGUCGUGGCGCGGCGGGUGUUUGUCGAGCUGUGGCACCGCCACGUCCUCACGACGACGUCCUCCUCCUCCGAUUCGGUCGUGACCUUUGACCUGGAGCAUUAUUUAACCCGCGGCAACACCCUUCCCGGCGUCUGCACCCCCGUGUGGCGGUACUUAGAGGCGCAAUGGCACGUCCAUGAGGGCCGCGUACUGCACACGACGUCGUUUUACGCGCAACCAGCAUCGGACACCCACCAGCAGUCGCCGCCCGAGUCCCUUCGCCCAACCAUUGAAGCGCUCCGAGCCAUGCAAUACUACGGACACCGCCACGCCUGUGCCUCGUUGAAGGCGCUGGUUCCGCACUACAUGCAGCAGGCCACCGACUCGCGCCUCCAGUAUCGGCACGUCGUCGCAGCCGACGACAUGCACUUGGCAUUGCGAGGCCUGCAAGCCAAGCUCAAGUGCCCCGUGAUUCCCAUGGGAGCGUUCCGACGUGGAGGGGUGUUCUUGUCGGUGCUGGACGUGCUGGCAAUCAUCACGUCGUCUGUGACAUCGAUCGUGUCCCUCUUACAGCAGGUCAAGGUCCUCGAAUGCGAUACCGUGCACGUUACGUCGUCGCGUAUCGUCGCCCCCAUUCGCUUCAAAACGCAUCACAUACUCGUGGACCUCAAAGUGUACGCGCAACCCGCCGCCAGCUUCGCGAUGCUUUACUUUACCGGUCCGGCAUCAUAUGUUGCGUCGACGCUGUUGGCGCCGAUGAUGAUGGAAGAAGAAGGGCGGGUAGAGUCGAGAGAGGUUACCUUUGACCUCUGGUACACGUGGCUGCUGCGGAAACACGGAGCCGACGUCCUGCACACCACCGUCACGGACGAAGCCAGUGCGUGCCGAGUGUUGCAGAUUCCCUACAACCCCCCGAAGGAUCGGCUGGUGUAA
Aphanomyces astaci is the source of this 1883-nucleotide messenger RNA. RefSeq lists its product as hypothetical. The record is from RefSeq and is a predicted model, not a curated record. The coding region runs from base 18 to 1883 and encodes 621 amino acids. The transcript has a single exon. Lineage: Eukaryota; Oomycota; Saprolegniomycetes; Saprolegniales; Verrucalvaceae.